AGAAUGAUUUAGUUCAUGUAAUUGGGUAUGACGUAGACGAUGAGGAGGAAGAAGAGGAAGAAGACUCAUUUUACGAGGGAAGCGAGUUUGAGACGCCGUCGUGCUCCGGUUGGUCGGGGUCAGAUCAGCAGGAUAGUGCGUGUGAUGUGCGGACAGUUCAGCUAAAAACGGGCGGCUCUGGACUUGGUAUUACUAUAGCCGGUGGGGUUAACAGUCCCCUUGGGAUUGUGCCCGUAUUUAUAUCAGGUGUGACCAAUGGAGGACAGGCAUACAAGACCUCCCAAGUUAUGGUCGGUGAUCGAAUUAUAAGCGUCAAUGGAAAAAAGAUGGAAGGCAAGUCACAUAGUGACGUGGUGCAGACGAUAAAAACCUCUUUGAAUUUCGUCACGUUAGAACUUACGCAAGGUCCUGAAAAUAUCAUGCACUACUUAGCAUUUGACUAAACAGCUGAGCACGCGAAUUCAUGAUGUCAUGAACUCAGCGCUAGAUUGAUAGAAGUGUUAUGUUUAAUGGUUUAAUGGGCCUUCCUUAAAAAACUGACCAAUCAGAACAGCGUCAUGUAUGAAUACGCCCACGUCCAGUAUUAUACAAGGGCGGGACUUUGCAGA
This is a messenger RNA of Anneissia japonica, 608 nucleotides long. Its product is annotated as inaD-like protein. The record is from RefSeq and is a predicted model, not a curated record. Lineage: Eukaryota; Metazoa; Echinodermata; Crinoidea; Comatulida; Comatulidae. The annotation marks the transcript as partial. Gene Ontology annotation, molecular function: protein binding. The transcript is spliced from 2 exons.